AUGCAAAGAGGUGUUCUCAAUAGUAGUUGGAGAUCUGAAGAUACCAUUUACAACAAGUUCCCUAACAUCAAUCUUGGUAUUCCAUCUCCCUCUUCUUCUUCAUCUGGUAUGCUUGCUGUUGGGCAGGUGGGAAGCUAUGUUUAUGGAUCUGUGGCCAUGGAAAAGAGUUUUAGGGACUGUUCAAUAUCAGCAGGUGGCCAUAGUUUUGGACUGGUGGGGGUUGAUCCAUAUCCUACAGCCUACCCUUUUCUUGAAAAGAGAAAAUCAGAUGAUGGAACCCUAGAAGAGAAGGAACAAGAAGAACAAAACCCGGAGAUAGAGACCCUUCCUGUCUUCCCCAUGCAUGGCGACAACAUCUCUGGUUUCUGCAACAUGAAGCCGGAAUCUGAGAACUACUACACCGGCUGGUAUCGAUCACAUGGCGCCAUGGCCGGUUCUCGUGCUUCCCUUGAGCUCAGCCUCAACUCCUAUACCGGCAGGUCACCGGAUUCUCCAUAG
Messenger RNA from Ilex paraguariensis (yerba mate), 498 nucleotides. Lineage: Eukaryota; Viridiplantae; Streptophyta; Magnoliopsida; Aquifoliales; Aquifoliaceae. The record is from the annotation of a GenBank genome assembly.